UUCCGCUCCAGCAUAAGCAAAAUUAUAACCCCCACAUACCGACUUGCAUGCAAUUUUCAGAGCCUGGGUGCUCCUCCGUUGAGGGACUUUGCCCCCGAGACCCACUGACUGUCUGUGAAUGACAAAUCAAAAGUCAGGGUUGCAGAAUCAGCCGGACUUGCCUGCUCAUUUGCAGCAGAGGGAGGAAGGAAAAAAAUGAAAGAUUCUGAAAAUAAAGGCUGAUCCUGAACACUACAGAAUAAUAACUCACAAAUGAAUGACCAAGACUUUUCAGAAACGGGAAAGGUGCCUCAUCUCCAGACAUGGAGCCGAGCUAUGGAGGAGGUCUCUUUGACAUGGUGAAAGGAGGUGCAGGGAGGCUCUUUAGUAACCUCAAGGACAACUUGAAAGACACCCUCAAAGACACAUCUUCUAGAGUUAUACAAUCUGUUACCAGCUACACCAAGGGAGAUUUAGAUUUCACUUAUGUUACCUCCAGAAUUAUUGUGAUGUCCUUUCCUCUGGACAGUGUUGACAUAGGAUUCAGGAAUCAGGUUGAUGACAUUCGAAGCUUUUUGGAUUCCCGACAUCUUGACCACUACACGGUGUACAAUCUGUCACCAAAGUCUUACCGAACUGCCAAGUUUCACAGCAGGGUCUCAGAAUGCAGUUGGCCCAUCAGACAGGCCCCCAGUCUGCACAACCUCUUUGCUGUGUGUCGGAAUAUGUAUAACUGGCUACUGCAGAAUCCCAAAAAUGUUUGUGUUGUCCACUGCUUGGAUGGACGGGCAGCAUCGUCAAUUCUGGUUGGUGCUAUGUUCAUUUUCUGUAAUCUCUACUCUACUCCUGGCCCAGCUGUUCGGUUACUAUAUGCAAAGCGACCAGGAAUUGGACUGUCACCAUCCCACAGGAGAUACCUGGGCUAUAUGUGUGACUUACUAGCGGACAAACCCUAUCGCCCUCACUUCAAGCCUCUCACGAUUAAGUCGAUCACUGUUAGUCCGAUCCCCUUUUUUAACAAACAGAGAAAUGGAUGUCGCCCUUACUGUGAUGUAUUGAUUGGAGAAACCAAAAUAUAUACAACAUGCGCAGAUUUUGAGCGAAUGAAAGAAUACCGUGUCCAAGAUGGAAAAAUCUUCAUUCCUUUGAACAUCACUGUGCAAGGAGAUGUGGUUGUUUCCAUGUAUCACUUGCGGUCAACCAUUGGGAGCCGGCUACAGGCUAAGGUGACCAACACUCAGAUAUUCCAGCUUCAAUUUCAUACUGGAUUUAUACCACUGGAGACAACAGUUUUAAAGUUCACCAAGCCAGAGCUGGAUGCAUGUGAUGUACCAGAAAAAUAUCCUCAGCUAUUUCAGGUCACUCUGGAUGUAGAACUACAGCCUCAUGAUAAAGUCAUAGACUUGACCCCACCCUGGGAACACUACUGCACAAAAGAUGUUAAUCCCAGCAUCCUCUUCUCUUCUCACCAGGAGCAUCAGGAUACUUUGGCCUUAGGAGGACAGGCUCCAAUAGAUGUUCCUCCAGACAACCCCAGGCACUUCGGGCAAGGUGGCUUCUUUUCCUCUCUCUGUUGGCAAGACCAGAGAUCAGAGAAGUCAUUCUGUGAGGAGGAUCAUGCUGCCCUAGUGAACCAGGAAAGCGAGCAGUCGGACGAUGAGCUUCUGUCCCUUUCCAGUCCUCAUGGCAAUGCCAGUGGCGACAAGCAUCAUGGAGCCAAGAAGCCCAGCAAAAAGCAGCCAGAGCCAGCUGCCCCUCCACCCCCUGAGGAUGUGGACCUUCUGGGCCUAGAAGGUUCUGCAGUGAGUAAGAACUUCUCUCCACCGGCGGCUCCGCCCACCAAUUCCGAACUGCUGAGUGACCUGUUUGGGGGCGGAGGUGCGGCCGGCCCUGCCCAGGUUGGACAGUCGGGGGUGGAAGAUGUAUUUCAUCCAAGUGGGCCUGCAUCCACCCAGUCAACACCGCGCCGGUCUGCCACCUCCACCUCUGCGUCUCCAACGCUAAGAGUAGGAGAAGGUGCCACCUUUGACCCAUUUGGAGCACCUUCUAAACCAUCAGGGCAAGAUUUGCUGGGUUCUUUUCUGAGCACAUCGAAUGCUUCCAGUGACCCCUUUCUUCAGCCAACGAGAAGUCCUUCACCUACAGUGCAUGCCUCUAGUACACCUGCUGUGAACAUUCAGCCAGAUGUUUCAGGAGGUUGGGACUGGCAUGCCAAACCAGGAGGUUUUGGAAUGGGAAGUAAGUCAGCUGCCACCAGCCCCACAGGAUCCUCACACGGCACUCCCACACACCAAGCCAAACCGCAGACUCUGGAUCCUUUCGCUGACCUUGGGACACUAGGUAGUUCUUCAUUUGCCAGCAAACCUACCACACCAACUGGAUUGGGUGGAGGAUUUCCACCUCUCAGCUCACCACAGAAAGCAUCUCCCCAGCCUAUGGGUGGAGGGUGGCAGCAGGGAGGUGGCUACAACUGGCAGCAGCCUCAGCCUAAGCCCCAGCCCAGCAUGCCACAUUCCUCUCCUCAGAACCGACCCAACUACAAUGUGAGCUUCUCAUCCACACCUGGGGGUCAAAGUGAACGUGGGAAAGGAUCGACGAACUUGGAAGGGAAACAAAAAGCAGCUGACUUUGAAGACCUACUCUCUAGUCAAGGUUUCAGUGCACACAAAGACAAAAAGGGGCCCCGAACAAUAGCUGAGAUGAGAAAGGAAGAAAUGGCUAAGGAAAUGGAUCCUGAAAAAUUAAAGAUUCUGGAAUGGAUUGAAGGCAAAGAGAGAAAUAUCAGAGCACUUCUGUCCACUAUGCACACUGUGCUGUGGGAAGGGGAGACCAAGUGGAAACCAGUUGGCAUGGCAGACCUGGUGACACCAGAGCAGGUGAAGAAGGUAUACAGGAGGGCUGUGUUGGUGGUGCACCCAGAUAAAGCUACUGGGCAACCCUAUGAACAAUAUGCAAAGAUGAUUUUCAUGGAGCUCAAUGAUGCCUGGUCUGAAUUUGAAAAUCAAGGCCAAAAGCCCUUGUAUUAAUGUAUGAGCUUUCCCAUCUCUGCUGCAGACCUGUGCUAACGCUUAGUGUGUGUCACAAUUCUGAGGUUGUCACAGAUGAACCAAAAACUCCAGUAACAUGUAUCCAGUACUAACCUGUUAAAUUACUUGUGAAUUAAUUCCUUAUUGAUAAGGAAUGUGGAUAAUUGUUUUCUCAAGCCCCCACCAUAAAAGGUCCAAAGCAGGAGAGGAACUUGUAGUCAGAUGACCUUGCACAACAUUCCAGCCUGCCCUUUGGGGACCCUACUCAGCAUUUUCUGGGGAAAUGGAAAAUAGAGGCCACUGAAGGCAUAAUAUCCAUCUCAUUGUCUGAGGAUUAAUGAGCAAAAGUUAUAAUAGGAUUACAUGGUGGAUUUUAACAAAUGGUUUUUAGAUUUUCUUGGAAAGAUGUAAUUUGAAUAAUGGCAUUACAUAGAUUCUAGGAAUGCAACCACCAACUGUUUUUUUUUUUUUUUUAAAAUGGAAAUUUACUAUGGUCUUAGCAUAACACUGCAUUUCUUUUGGUCUGGAGAUUUAGAGAUGUAAAAGAACUUGACUUGUGGGAAGUGACUAUACUACAAUCUAGUGGUUACCACCAACCGUUACUGGAAACGCUAAAAAAGUAGUGAAAAUGCUGGUAAGAGAAUAUAAGGGCUCUGAGGCUGUAGGGAUAUUAUUCCUGGUCAGAAACCAGGCUGCUGCCUUCCUUUCCCUUUAGAAAAUUGUGGUUUCUUAAAGGAAAUGUUUUAACACCAUAACAACAACUCUAAACCUGGACUUGAAAGAAACUUUAGUUUUGUUAUAAUGCUUAAUGCUCUUCCUUUUGCUUAGCCAAAAAAGUGUUCUUAGCUGGAAAUAGGUUGCAAAGCGGUUUGGCAGGACUGAUACACAAUAUGGUCUCAGCGUCCCCUAGAUCUGUGAGCGGUUGUGGUGAGAGUGCUAUGCUCACCUGCAGACUGGGCCAGAUGGCUUGGCAGAAUUUGCUUUGAGGAACCAGUUCCCCUCCCUACCUGGUGAAACUGGAUUAUUACUUGGGGUCUAUUGCUUUAAAUAUAGUUGGGGGUCCACAGGAACAGCAUUCGCACAGGGACAUCUGCGAAAGAAAAGCAAGGAUGAAACCUUUGCAGACCUCAUACUGGUUAGAUUUCAGUCCAGUGUUUUGGCUGUUUCUCACUUGAGGGAUAAGCAGCUGUUAUCCUGUGACUCCAGUAGAUCCCUUUCGGUGUGCACAUCUACAAUGUGCCUACAGUAUAUAUAUGCAAGGCAGAUGGGCACAAUGGUUUCCACGCUAGUCUUAAAAAGGUUCAUGCUCAAUAUUAUUGUGUUAAGCUUUCAAAAGUUGUUUUUAAAAGACAAUCACUUUUGUUUAUAUUUUUAAUUUUCUUGUGGUAAAUUGUACCAGACAAGCAGCAUGUCGAAAAUACUUUUUGUUCUGUAUAGAACUCUCUUCCUUUUUUUUUUUUUUGGGUUAUAAAAGGUUCAUCACUUACUUUACCUUUUACUGACAAUGUGAAACUCAAAGAAAAUGUUCUCUUUUGAAAUAUACAGCUGUAAACUGUUCAAGGUAACCAUAACAAACUAGGUGUUAUUUAUUAACAUAUUAUAAAAUAAUGUUUGAUCCAGUAUGUGCUUGUCUUAUUUAAAAUUGGAAUGUGAGACAUGUUGCUGUGACCUGUUUUUUCUCAUUCAUUCACAUUUGUAGAUAUUGUGUGAACUACAGUAUAUAAUGAUAAUAAUUAAAAAAGGCUAUUAUGUGAAUGUCACGUACAUUUUGAAAUGAUAGAACUAUAUUAGCUUUGUAUCAUGUUUGGAUAAUUCAUCAAUAUUCACAGUUUAAAACAUCGUUAAACAUUAUAUAAUUAGCAAUGAGAAAGAAUCUUACCUAACUUAAAUUUGGGAAUUCCCCCAUCUGUAUUCCGGAUACAUUAUAAUUCUGGACCCCUAUUUAUCUCAAAACUCUUAACAUAUGCAGACCAACAGGGCUUUGCAUUCCUUUAAAAUAUCUGGUUGUGACAGAGCUUGUUGUUGAUCAGAUUCACUGUUUC
Talpa occidentalis (Iberian mole) is the source of this 5047-nucleotide messenger RNA. RefSeq names its product DnaJ heat shock protein family (Hsp40) member C6 (gene DNAJC6). The record is from RefSeq and is a predicted model, not a curated record. Gene Ontology annotation, cellular component: intracellular membrane-bounded organelle; postsynaptic density; vesicle. Gene Ontology annotation, molecular function: phosphatase activity; clathrin binding. Gene Ontology annotation, biological process: synaptic vesicle uncoating; clathrin-dependent endocytosis; dephosphorylation. NCBI's taxonomy places the organism in Eukaryota, Metazoa, Chordata, Mammalia, Eulipotyphla, Talpidae. The transcript is spliced from 20 exons. The coding region runs from base 303 to 3005 and encodes 900 amino acids.